Messenger RNA from Paramecium pentaurelia, 928 nucleotides. NCBI's taxonomy places the organism in Eukaryota, Ciliophora, Oligohymenophorea, Peniculida, Parameciidae. The record is from the annotation of a GenBank genome assembly.
UAAUGAUUGAUUAUCUAUUUCUGAUUAUAGAACUUUAUGGUCUUAGAAUGGUUUUAUAUUGGGUAUUUUUGUUAUUAGGAGAAAUAUAUAAAUGCUUACAACCAUUUCCAGAUAUUAAAAAAAAAUAUGGAUAAGAUUGUUGGGCAGUUAUUACAGGGGCAACAGAUGGAAUAGGAAAAGCUUAUUGUUAAGAAUUAGUUAAAUAAAAUGUCAAUGUUUGUAUGAUUAUUAGAAAUAAAGAAAAAGGAGAAAAGUUAAUCUAAGAAUUAAGUGCAAAAUCAUCAUCAAAGUUUAGAAUUGUAAUAGCAGACUUUAUAAGAUGUUCAGAUGUAGAUUUUUUUGAUAAAAUUUACGAAUAAAUUAAGGAUCUUGAUAUAGGUAUACUUAUAAACAACGUUGGAGUUUCUAUGGUAUAUUCUUAUUCCUAAAAUAAAGAAAAACCCUUUUGAGAGACAAUCAGAGGUUGAUAUUCGAUAAAUGCUUACAAUUAAUAUAUUCCCUGUUGUUUUCUUAACAAAAAAGAUACUACCAAUUAUGAAAUCAAGAAAAAGUAGAUCUGCUAUCAUCAAUUUAUCUUCGAUUGCAGGUAGAUUACCAUUACCGUAUCAUCAAACCUAUUCUGCAACAAAAGCUUUUGAUGAUCAUUUUUCAUAAUCUUUAGCAAUUGAAGUUGAGGGAAUAGACAUUUUGUCACACAGACCUUUUUUUGUUACAACUCCUUUGACCAAUUAUGAAAAAGAGGCUGGAGCCAUAACUCCUGAACAAUGUGCUAGAGGAGGAUUAUAAAGAUUAGGUUUGGAAGUGACUAGCCAUGGAUAUUGGUAUCAUAGAGUCAUGGGAUUUCUUUUAACUUAUAUUAUACCAUAAUUUGUUAGAACAAGAUAAUUGAAGUAAAUAUUGAUUAAAAGAGCAAAAAAGAAUUAAUGAU